Molecule: messenger RNA, 864 nt
Organism: Triticum turgidum subsp. durum (durum wheat)
Lineage: Eukaryota; Viridiplantae; Streptophyta; Magnoliopsida; Poales; Poaceae
Source: the annotation of a GenBank genome assembly
AUGGGGUGUAAGGCGUGCGACAAGCCCAGGCCGAGCUACCGGAAGGGGCUGUGGUCGCCGGAGGAGGACCAGAAGCUGCGCGAUUACAUUCUCCGGCACGGCCACGGCUGCUGGAGCGCGCUUCCCGCCAAAGCCGGGCUCCAGCGGAACGGCAAGAGCUGCAGGCUGCGGUGGAUCAACUACCUGCGGCCGGGGCUGAAGCACGGCAUGUUCUCGCCGGAGGAGGAGGAGACGGUGAUGAGCCUCCACGCCGCCCUCGGCAACAAGUGGUCGAGGAUCGCACGGCAUUUACCGGGGAGGACCGACAACGAGGUGAAGAACUACUGGAACUCGUAUCUCAAGAAGAGGGUCGAGGGCGGCAAGGAGACGCCGCCGGCGGCGAGCUCCGCCGCGGACUCGGACGGGUCCCAGAGCCCGAGCCCAGGGGAGUUCAGUGCGGCGCAGGAACGGCCGUCGAACUCCGGCUCGUCGGAGCCGCCGCACGAGUCGUCGUCGGCCGACUCGAGCUGCCUGACCGUGACCGAGCCUACCGCCUGCAGGGCCCACGCGCCCGUGGCUCCCAAGGUGAUGUUCGCGGAUUGGCUCAACAUGGACUACAUCGGUGGCCAGGUGGCGGCGGCGGCACCUGGCCCGGAAGCCGCGGGGGUGGUUGGCGCAGGAGGCGGCGAUCAUCGUCAGAUCACGAGCCAGGGGUCCGCGCAGGUCGAUGGGCCACCCGGCGUGGAGGACCCCCUGCACGGCUGCUUCGGCGACAGCGGCACCUGCUGGGAGUUCCUGGAGCAGUUCGACAGCAUGGAUCAGAUGCAGGCCGGCGGCGGGUUCUGCGACCUGCUCUCCAUGACCGAGUUCUUCGGCCUCAACUAG